This is a messenger RNA of Epinephelus fuscoguttatus (brown-marbled grouper), 378 nucleotides long. It is a transcript of the gene kiss2, whose product is annotated as kisspeptin 2. The record is from RefSeq and is a predicted model, not a curated record. The transcript is spliced from 2 exons. The coding region runs from base 1 to 378 and encodes 125 amino acids. Lineage: Eukaryota; Metazoa; Chordata; Actinopteri; Perciformes; Serranidae.
AUGAGACUGGUGACUCUGGUUGUGGUGUGUGGCCUGAUUGUUGGACAGGAUGGAGACAGUGUGGGAGCAGCUCUGCCGGGAUUUGACUCUGCACAGAGGAUACGUGCAACAGGAUCCAUCCUGUCUGCACUGAGGAGAAGGAGCACAGGAGAGUUUGUGGCGGAGGAUACCAGCCCGUGUUUGUCCCUGAGGGAGAAUGAAGAGCAGCGGCAGCUGCUGUGUAACGACCGUAGGAGUAAAUUCAACUUCAACCCGUUCGGCCUCCGCUUCGGGAAACGAUACAACGGCUACAUUUACAGGAGAGCCGUGAAAACAGCCAGGACAAAUAAGUUUUCACCCUUUUCUCUCUUCUCGCGAGAACUGGAGGUGCCUUCUUGA